Molecule: messenger RNA, 811 nt
Organism: Hevea brasiliensis (rubber tree)
Lineage: Eukaryota; Viridiplantae; Streptophyta; Magnoliopsida; Malpighiales; Euphorbiaceae
Product: mini zinc finger protein 2-like
Exons: 2
Coding region: 155-514 (119 amino acids)
Biological process (GO): regulation of DNA-templated transcription; regulation of developmental process
Cellular component (GO): nucleus
Molecular function (GO): DNA-binding transcription factor activity; transcription cis-regulatory region binding
Source: RefSeq, a predicted model, not a curated record
CUAUAUAUAUACCCUUUAGGGUUAGGGCUUGCAAUAAGAACCUAAAAGCUAGCUCUCCCUCCCUCAGCCUUCCCCGGCCCUCAACCUCUCCUCUCCUCUUCUCUUUUUUGCUAAGUUUUGUUUGAGCUCGGCCAACAAAUUCCGCAAUUGUUGCAUGCCCUUUCAAGGAUUCAAAGAAAAAAGAAGAGGGUAUAGAAGAAUAGCGACUCGCAAAAUGAGGAAGCGGCAAGUGGUGGUAAGAAGAGAAGAACCAUCUUCUAGACGGUCUUCUUCUUCAUCUUUCACCGUUAGGAGUGUUAGAUAUGGAGAGUGCCAAAAGAAUCAUGCUGCUGAUGUUGGAGGUUAUGCUGUUGAUGGGUGCAGAGAGUUCAUGGCUAGUGGAGAGGAAGGCACAGAUGCUGCACUAACUUGUGCUGCUUGUGGCUGCCACAGGAACUUCCACAGAAGAGAACUGGAGACUGAGUUUCUAGGGUUGAUGGAAUUCACAAAACCUCCUCUGUAUAUUUACGUGUGAAGUCGAAGAAAGAAAAGAGGAAAAUUGAAGAGUGUGGUGUGUAAUAUAUGAACAAAGAACACCAUAGCAAAUUGGUGGUAUUAAGAUGAAUUAGCUCUAUUAGGCUUCACAAAACUGGAGCCAGUAAUUAAGGUUCAUGAUUCCGGAGUUAUCAUGUUUUCGAAUCAUCAUUUCACCAAAGCUAGCUAGAAAGAUUGGGAAUUUGAUGAUGAAGGAUAAUGGUUUCUCAUGUGUGAUUUUUGUCAAAUCAGUGUGUCGAUGCCAAAUAAAUAUAUAAUUAAAUAAUUUCUUGUGUCA